Molecule: messenger RNA, 753 nt
Organism: Oncorhynchus kisutch (coho salmon)
Lineage: Eukaryota; Metazoa; Chordata; Actinopteri; Salmoniformes; Salmonidae
Product: heat shock protein beta-7-like
Exons: 3
Coding region: 1-330 (109 amino acids)
Biological process (GO): heart development
Cellular component (GO): nucleus; cytoplasm
Source: RefSeq, a predicted model, not a curated record
AUGGAGGCAGGACAGGGUCGGACGUGGACAGCAGGGAAGAUCAAACCAAUGGGAGACAGCUACCAGUUCACAGUGGACGUCCAAGACCUCUCUCCAGAGGAUGUCAUCAUCACCACCUCCAACAACCAGAUCGAAGUCGAUGCAGAAAAGUUGGUGGCGGAUGGUACAGUGAUGAACACAUUUACCCACAAGUGCCAGCUGCCUGAGGAUGUGGACCCCACCUCUGUGACAUCAACAUUGGGCGCAGAGGGAACGCUUACAGUUAAGGCCCGCAGACACCCAUCCAAGCAUGAGCUCACACAGACCUUCCGCACUGAGAUCAAGAUCUAAAAAGACAGACUGGACUCUCUCAUGACCUCUGCUCCCUCGCUGCCUGCAAUUUGUAAUGCUACAGUGUAUACUGUUUUUCACAUUGCCUGUCUUUACUAUUAUACCUGUCCAUUCUGGUUGUCUUCCUCUUCUGCCAUACCACCUCCUCCCAUAUAGCUGCCUUGAAUUGACAGUAGUUAGCCUACUUUGUUCUUAUGUUUUCGCACAGUUAUCACACAUGGGUUUGAAAAAUUCCUGGAACUUUCAAUAAACUUUCUGGUUUUCCAGAAAACCAUUUUGCUACCGUAAUCACACAUCACCUCCAUGUGUGUGCACACCCUAUCCCAUCCAUCAAUAAAGUAAUGCUUCUUCUACUGAACUCUACAGUACUGCUACCAUACCAGUAUUGUACAUUGUAAUAGUUUUGUGAGUAGUCGAUUGAUA